Molecule: messenger RNA, 4386 nt
Organism: Eurytemora carolleeae
Lineage: Eukaryota; Metazoa; Arthropoda; Copepoda; Calanoida; Temoridae
Product: helicase ARIP4
Exons: 16
Coding region: 112-3498 (1128 amino acids)
Cellular component (GO): nucleus
Molecular function (GO): ATP binding; ATP hydrolysis activity; ATP-dependent chromatin remodeler activity
Source: RefSeq, a predicted model, not a curated record
ACCGUAUACAAAACAGCUGAUCAGUUUAGUCAUUACAAAACAAAUGUCGGAGAUUCAGUUCCAUCCAUCCUCAGUAUCUUAAAACGAAAAAAGAAACAAUUUCGAGGUUCCAUGGAUCUUCUCCAGUCCGAAGGAGAGGGUGGGGACGGAGAACCACCUGGAAACAAAUUUGAUUCUUGCGGAGCAAUGGAUCUAUCCUCAUCUUGUUCAUCCAGUCUCCACGGAGAGGAGGAGAAGGACGAACUAUCCCUGGAGGAUGAUUACAACAGGGAGAAGAUCGAGGAAGAAAAUCCUUCAAGAAAAAGGAAGAACGAGGAGAAGGGAGAAACCUCUAACCCUAAACCUAGGAACAAGAGGAAGAAUAUCAAGGGCGUGAUGUCGGAUGUCGAUCUGAUGGUUGAAACUAAAACUGCUCAGGAAGAAGAGCAGGAGAGAUUAGCUAGACUUGCGGCCCAUCAAAAACAACGUUUAAUGGAGGGGUUUCGGGAUGCAUUUGACCGGACGAUAAAAAACGAGGAAAUCAUCAGCUCGGACUCCUCCGAGGACGAAGGAAAGAAAGAUUUAGUCACAGUUGCUAGCUCCGAUUCCGACGAGUGCCAAAUCGUCUCCGACGAAGCGGACGAUGAUGACGACGAGGAUCCAAACAACAGCGGUAUGCACGUCAACGAUGCUUCCAACAUCCAUGACGCCGAUGGACGGGUUCUCGUAAAUCCUGGACAUCCAGCCUCAGAUGAUGAUAUAUUUUUGGCUUCUCAGAUAUCAGCUUGUAUUAAACCUCAUCAGAUCGGAGGACUGAGGUUCCUAUAUGAUAAUAUUAUCGAAUCUCCGUCCCGUGUUUCAAACUCUCCAGGGUUCGGUUGCAUCUUAGCUCACAAUAUGGGACUUGGAAAAACGAUGCAGAUAGUUUCUUUUGUCGACCUAUUUCUUGGUGUAACAGAUGCUAAGAAGGUUCUGUGUAUAGUUCCAAUAAACACAAUUCAGAACUGGGUUGCUGAGUUCAAUUACUGGCUCCCAGCAAAGGGUACUUAUUCUAAAAUAAGUGAGAAAUGUAGUUCAAUAAAACACAGAACGUUUCCUAUCUACGCACUUAACGAUUCUCUGAAGAACUUGACCCAGCGCUCCGCCGUUAUUGCCUCCUGGCAUCGUGAUGGCGGAGUGCUUCUCAUGGGUUACGAAUUGUACCGCCAGUUAGCAAACCAGCGGCCUCGACGGCGGAAGGUUAAAGGAGGAACGGAUUGUAUAGAUCUGGAAGAAGAGGAUAGAAAUAAACUAACUCUAGAUGAUAUAAAGCGUGCUUUAAUAAAUCCUGGCCCUGAUCUUGUUGUAUGUGACGAGGGGCACAGGAUCAAGAACUCUCAUGCAUCCAUCUCACAAGCUCUUAAGAUAAUCAAAACCCGGAGAAGGAUUGUACUAACAGGUUAUCCGCUGCAAAAUAACCUGAUGGAGUACUGGUGUAUGGUAGACUUUGUUCGUCCUAAUUUUCUUGGAAACAAGACGGAGUUCUCCAAUAUGUUUGAGCGUCCGAUACAGAACGGACAGUGCAUUGAUUCUACACCAAAAGAUGUUCGUCUGAUGAAGCACCGAGCUCAUGUGCUUCAUGAGCAACUGAAAGGAUUCAUUCAAAGGAGAGGUCACGUGGUUCUCAAGAACUCUCUUCCCAUGAAGAGAGAACACGUUCUGUUUAUACGGCUGACUGAGAUACAGAGGAGGCUCUACAAGCGGUUUAUGGAGGAGCUCAUUACAAACAGAUGUGUUUCUAACCCCCUGAAAGCCUUUGCUGUUUGCUGCAAGAUCUGGAAUCACCCAGACGUAUUGUACAAUUUCCUAAAGAAGAAGGAAGAACUUGAUAUUGACUUUGACCCGGAGGAGAUCGUGAUGAAGGGGAAGGGGGCGAAGGGGGAGUUUGAGAUGAGUUUACUCGUGGACGGGAAAAAGGAGGAGAUAAACUAUGAUUGGGCCCAGGGUAUGUUGAGUGGUUACCAGGCUGAGAAGGUUGAGUUCAGUAAUAAACUCCAGGUUUUCCUCGCUAUUUUAGAGGAGUCUGUAAAGUACGGAGAUAGACUUCUUCUCUUCUCUCAAUCUCUGUGUACUCUCAAUCUGUUAGAAAAUUUUCUCCAGAAGAGAACCGUACCGAACUCCCAGGAGCAUUGGAAGAACGGUGCAAACUACUACAGAUUGGAUGGAAGUACGAAUGCCCUGGAGAGAGAACGAUUGAUAAAUUCGUUCAACAUAGACCAAAGAUUAAAAUUAUUCCUCGUCUCAACACGAGCUGGUAGCUUGGGAGUAAACCUUGUCGGAGCUAACAGGGUUGUAAUCUUUGAUGCGUCCUGGAAUCCAUGUCAUGACACUCAAGCAGUCUGCAGGGUUUAUAGGUAUGGACAAACAAAGGAGACUCACGUUUACAGACUUGUCACCGACAACUCCCUGGAGAAAAAGAUCUAUGACAGACAAAUCAACAAGCAGGGAAUGUCUGACAGGAUUGUUGACGAGAUGAACCCUGACGCUCAUCUCAGCUCCAAGGAGGUUCACAGCCUUAUCUGUGACGAGGAUGAAGAUCCUGUUAUCGAGGAUAUGACACAGCAUCUUCAAGGUUUCCAAGAUCCUGUGAUGAAACAAAUAAUUUCCAAGUUCGGACACAUGCUCACUAAACUGCCUUUUUCUCACGAAUCCCUUCUAGUUGAUCGACAAGAUAACAAACUGUCCAAGCACGAGAAGAAAUUAGCUGAGAGAGCCUACAAAAUGGAGAAAACCUCGAAAAUAUCCUAUAGCAGACCAAGCUAUGCGGCAUUCUAUCCCAAACAAGGAUCAUUUGCAACCAAUCUUCAUAAUCCGGGUGCAAACGGAUUUACCCGUAACCGUUAUUACGAGAACGGAAAGAGGCUCGACUCCUGGAUAUCUCCGUACGGUGGUAUUCCUGACGCAAGACCAGUUGCUAGUGUCCGGCCUGUUCCUUUAGACCCGGAUUUUGGAAGCUCUGUAAAUCAAUUUUCACCACACCAACUUUCAGAAUUCGAAAAUAUUCCAAAUUCGAACCCAACCAUUGAAAAAGACCGUAAUGGUUCUCUGUCCUCCACGCUUAAUGAACCUUCUCCAAGUACCUCUUCAUCAGACAGUGUUCAAACUCCAACCAGUAAAAACAUUACACAAGGGAGAAUGCAUUUAAAUAUGGAGGAACCUCGACGUAAAACAAUUAACGCAAACUCUGCCAUGGAAGCCUUAUCCCGGCAAGGGUUUGGGAUGGAGCAAGUCAAGGUUCCACGAGAUCUUAUUAUUCCAACCAAUCCCUCCGAAUCCCCCAUUCAUCUUAAAGCCGGAGAAAACAUCACAGUGAUCCGAACCCCUAAGGGUGUUUAUCUUAAGGUUGGAGAAAAAAUAAUCAAGAUAAGACAGCAAGGUGCAGUCAACAGUCUAUAUGGAGGUUUAGCUGCUCCCACCCUUCCUCCUUCUAGCACGGAGAAAUCUCCCCCUGAUUUAAUUGUUGAAUCUAACAGCGGAUAGUUCUUUCUCUUAUACUACAUCCGUCUUUCUCUAGAUUCAAUCUUAAAUUUAAUGUUUUAUUAUUUUUUUCUACGUAUUGUUUAUUAAAUUUAGUAAUGAAUAUAUGUUUAGGAAAUUUAACCGAGAAUAUGUAAUUAUAUUUUUGCCUGACUGAGUUCUGAAUUCAUAAAAGUAAGAUUGAAAAAGAAAAAUAAGAGAAUUAAUAUUUUCAGCUUUGCAGCGCUGUGCUAUGCUGAAAGUAUACCUCAUUUGAUGAUGACAACCUUCACACAAUUUUAUCCUAUACUAAAUAUUUUGUACUUCAGGCCUACUACUCAACCAAAACCGCCACAUUACCAACCUUUCCUUUUUUUUAAUUUUCAUUUUUUUGAAAUCCUGAACUAGUUAUAUUGUAAGAAACCUCAUACCUAGUCUUGAUUGCAAUCUUUGUCAAUGUUACAAUACAUAUGUAAAAUUAGUUUUUUACGUCACAGAUAAUAUAACAGUAAACAUUUACAAUCCACUUCUCCUUACUUCUAUUCUCAAAUUCAAUUAUGUAUUGAGAAAGGUUGAUGUUCUGUGAGGGGUGUCUAUUUUAAGAAUCACAAACCCCCUCCUAUUUUUACGAAUUUUCUUUGAUGAUCUGGGGGAAAUCAAAAUUUGGAUGGAGUUUUUUUUUUCUUUUUGGUACUUUUUUAACUAGUGGGAGAAAAAUUAUUUUCACCCACAAGUUAUACAACUGUGUGUUAUGUACUGAGGUGGAAGAGCUAAAAGAACACCCUAUUAUAUGUAAUAUUUUCAAAAACUUUUAUUCUUAGUUUUGUAUAAAUGUAUGUAACUCAGAAAAUUUUAUAUUAAAUUCGUUUAUUAAACAUUAAACUUCUGCAAAUAUAGACUGUUCUAAAUAGA